AUGGAGAACCCCAGGCCCCAGCCCCCAGCCCCCACCCCCACCCCUCCCAUGGCUCCGCUCCCCGUCCCCGUCCACCCGCCAAUCGCCCCCAUCCCCGUCCCUCCGCCCCGCGCGCCCGCCGCCGCCGGCGUUGCUUCCAUGGCCUCCACCUCCACUUCCUCCGCCGGGGGCGGAGGCGAGGCCGAGUACGAGGUCUCCGACGACCACCGUGCCGCGCGGGAGCGCCACGAGCGCGCGGUGCAGGAGCUCCUCCAGCGGCGCCGCGCCUACGCCAUGGCCGUGCCCACCAACGACUCCGCCGUGCGGGCCCGCCUCCGCCGCCUCGGCGAGCCCAUCACGCUCUUCGGCGAGCGCGAGAUGGAGCGCCGCGACCGCCUCCGAGCCCGCAUGGUCCGGCUCGAGGCCGAUGGCCAGGUUGACCGUCUCCUCCGCGCGCAGGAGGACGACCAGGCCGCGCGCGCCGGCGAGGAGGAGGAGGAGCAGAUCCAGUAUCCCUUCUUCACCGAGGGCACGCAGGAGCUUCUCAAGGCGCGUGUCGACAUUGCACAGUACUCGCUGCCCCGUGCCAAGGCCAGGAUCGAGAGGGCCAAGCGCCGCCACGAGGAUCCCGAUGAGGACCCAGGGGCGGAGGCCGAACUCGUCGUGAAGCAGGCUGGGGAGUUUGUCCUCGAGUGCAGCGAGAUUGGAGAUGAUCGCCCUCUCACCGGCUGUUCCUUCUCUCGUGAUGCAUCAAUGCUGGCCACAAGUUCCUGGAGUGGAAUAAUCAAAGUAUGGAGCAUGCCACAAUUAACUAAGGUUGCAACCCUGAAAGGUCACACAGAACGUGCAACUGAUGUUGCCUUCUCUCCUGUUGAUGACUGCUUAGCAACAGCUUCAGCUGAUAGAACUGCAAAAUUAUGGAAACCAGAUGGGUCACUUUUGACGUCUUUUGAUGGCCACCUUGAUCGUCUUGCUCGCCUUGCUUUUCAUCCGUCUGGAAAGUACCUUGGUACAGCUAGCUUUGACAAGACUUGGAGAUUGUGGGACAUCAAUACUGGAAAGGAGCUGCUACUCCAAGAAGGGCACAGCAGAAGUGUGUAUGGAGUUAGCUUUCACCCUGAUGGUUCUUUGGCAGCAUCUUGUGGUCUUGAUGCAUAUGCUCGAGUAUGGGAUCUGAGAUCAGGAAGAUUGUUCUUUGCCCUUAAGGGCCAUGUGAAACCUGUCCUAGGAAUCAGCUUCUCUCCUAAUGGUUAUCUGGUUGCAACUGGAAGUGAAGACAAUUUCUGUCGAAUAUGGGAUUUGAGGAAAAGGCAAAUGUUGUACUCUAUACCAGCUCAUAAGAGUCUUAUUUCACAUGUAAAAUUUGAACCCCAAGAAGGGUAUUAUUUAGCGACUUGUUCCUACGACACCAAAGCAGCGCUGUGGUCAGCUCGGGAUUACAAACCAAUCAAAAGUUUGGUGGGCCACGAGUCAAAGGUUACUAGUUUGGAUAUUAGUGGAGAUGGACAGAAGAUUGUGACUGUGUCUCAUGAUCAUACAAUAAAAAUUUGGUCAUGCAGAAGUAGCACACAAGAUAAUGCAAUGGAGUUGGAUUGA
This is a messenger RNA of Miscanthus lutarioriparius, 1575 nucleotides long. NCBI's taxonomy places the organism in Eukaryota, Viridiplantae, Streptophyta, Magnoliopsida, Poales, Poaceae. The record is from the annotation of a GenBank genome assembly.